Molecule: messenger RNA, 2046 nt
Organism: Microstroma glucosiphilum
Lineage: Eukaryota; Fungi; Basidiomycota; Exobasidiomycetes; Microstromatales; Microstromataceae
Product: TTL-domain-containing protein
Exons: 3
Coding region: 33-1583 (516 amino acids)
Biological process (GO): protein modification process
Cellular component (GO): P-body
Source: RefSeq, a predicted model, not a curated record
CAUACGCAAUACCCUACAGUCCUCAGCAUACCAUGGCAGCCAGCGCCAGCCAAGACAAGGGAGAAGGUCCCAGCCAUUCCAGCACAAGCGCAAGCAAGCACGCCUUCAUCUCCUUUCCCGGCGCUCUCUACACGCACUCCUCCGUCCUGCGGGCAGCUCACUCCACUCUCGCUCCUGCAGGAUGGACCCUCCACGAACGGGCGCAUAGCGGGCAGACAGAUGAGGAUACGGUGCAAUGGGUGCAGGAAGAAUCGGGGACUGAGAGCUCCAGCUCCAGCUCUAGCUCUAGUGCACAAAGGACUCUCUACUUGAUGGACUACGACUUGAUCCCCUUUGAUUCCAUUCACCCUUCACGAGCCUCGGGCAGCAGCACCUCUGCCUCCUCUGCCUCCUCAUACCCGAUUCGCAAGGCACUCAUACGGAAGAACUGGCUCUACAGUAGUAUCCAAUCGCACUCUGUCAAAAGCUCCUCCUCCUCCUCAGCAGCAGCAGUGGCGGGUCAAGGGUCUCGAUCUGCCCUCUCCUACCUGCCGCGCACUUGGUCUGUAGACAUUCAAUUCGCAGACGAUCUAGACGAGUUGCUCAUAGAUGAGCUCUACGACCUCAAAGAGAUCCUCGACAAGGCUGAGGGCGAGGGAGAGGAAAAGAAGUGGUUUAUCCUCAAGGCUGGAAUGGCCGAUCGAGGAAUGGGGAUCAAGAUGUUUGAUAGUCUCGAGGCGCUGCAGGGGAUUCUAGAGGAGUGGGAGGGGGACGAGGAUAGUGACAAGGGGAGUGAUAGCGAGGGAGAGCAGGAAGAGGAGAUUGAGGGCGAGGACGAGGGCGACAAUGGUGUCCUACUAGGGCAGCUGCGGCAUUUUGUCAUUCAAGAAUACCUCUCCCGUCCCCUCCUAAUCGCCCCCAACUCCUCCCAUCCCACAUCGUAUCGCAAAUUCCACCUCCGAGCCUACGUCCUCUGCAUCGGCGGUCUACGCGUCCAUCUCUGGGACGAAAUGCUAGCCCUCUUCGCCCCUGCUCCUUACCAGGACCCCACGGAGGAUUGCGACCCGAAGAUUCACCUUACAAAUACCUGCUUGCACGCGGAUGGGUCCCUUACAGAGGAUGGACGCUUAGCGCAGGAGAAUGUUCACCUACUUUCGGACCUCUGUAGAGAAGGGGCGAGGUAUGCCCCAAGUCGCCCAGGUGGUCGUACUGGAGGCAAGCUGACAGGGGAGGAUUGGCAGCGACUCAAAUCUCUCGCAAAGGCCACGAUUGGCGCAACUUUUGAGGCUGCAGCCAAGGGGAGUGGUUCCACCAAUUGGCUCAUGUGGGAGGGAUGCUGGGAGGUGCUCGGUGUAGACCUCAUGGUUGGUUGGGAGGGGGAGGGCGAGGGGGAGAGGGGAGGGUGGAGAAUGUGGCUCCUCGAAGUAAAUGCUCAACCGGACUUUGCGCAAUCAGGUCCUCGUUUGCAAAAGACUAUCGACGACCUCUUCUGCGCUUCACUAAGACUUGCCGUUCUAGGAGAGACCCUGAAUACAGAAGCAGAAGCAGACGCGACUUCAGGGAUGAGUCUAUGUUUUGAGGAACAGAUGAGGGGAAAUUGGUAGACUAGAUAGAUGAGGGCUGGGCUAGGCUUCAGUUGGGCUGAGGUUUCGGUCUGGUUUCUGGUCAUCAAGUCGAAUAAGAUUACUAGACAUGAGGCUAUAAGACGUAAGAUGCAAGCAUUGUGGGACCCUGCACAUUCCUUUCAGUGGCCCGUCGUCAAGUCCUUGCCUCGCCUCGCCUCACCUCGCCUCGUAUUAGACGCCUGAGGAGCGUCUUGUCGAGAACGAACGCCCGGAGCGACCUACGUCCUAGCACGAGCCUUCUUGACCCUGAGCGGCAUCUGCAUUCCCACUUUUUCCUGUCCCGUCACAACUCCCCUAAGAACAAUUUCCUGCUUCGGUUCGAUAUUCCAUCCUUCUACCCUCUCAAAAUCGAAAUUCCUCACUAGACAGGCCAGUAGAACCUUGAAUUCUACAAUGGCGAAGCGUUGACCAACACAGGAGCGGGGGCCAGAGAGGAAAGUGA